Perca fluviatilis (European perch) is the source of this 1441-nucleotide messenger RNA. RefSeq names its product charged multivesicular body protein 4Ba (gene chmp4ba). The transcript has 5 exons. Gene Ontology annotation, cellular component: multivesicular body; cytoplasmic side of plasma membrane; ESCRT III complex. NCBI's taxonomy places the organism in Eukaryota, Metazoa, Chordata, Actinopteri, Perciformes, Percidae. Gene Ontology annotation, biological process: late endosome to vacuole transport via multivesicular body sorting pathway; vesicle budding from membrane. The coding region runs from base 174 to 842 and encodes 222 amino acids. The record is from RefSeq and is a predicted model, not a curated record.
GAGACGUUUCUGGAAUUGCGGAAGAAGACACAAAACAACAACAGCCCUGCGGCUCGGCGACGAUAGUCAGAGCACUUUAACGAUUAACGUUACCUGUCCGGUAACACACAGUACCAGCUGUUGGUGUACGGUUAGCACGGUUAGCUCGCUGUUGUGUACAGUUACUAAGAGCCAUGUCCAUGUUCGGUAAGUUGUUCGGCAGCGCGGGUAAGGGUGGCAAGGCGCCGACACCCCAGGAAGCCAUCCAGAGACUGCGAGAGACCGAGGACAUGUUAGCCAAGAAACAGGACUUUUUAGAAAAGAAAAUCGACCAGGAGCUCGUGACUGCGAAGAAGAACGGCACGAAGAACAAACGAGCGGCUCUACAGGCCUUGAAAAGGAAAAAGCGGUACGAGAAGCAGCUGGCUCAGAUCGACGGCACGUUGUCUACCAUUGAGUUCCAGAGGGAGGCGCUAGAGAACGCCAACACCAACACAGAAGUGCUCAAGAACAUGGGCUACGCCGCCAAGGCAAUGAAGGCCGCACACGAAAACAUGGACAUAGACAAAGUGGACGAUCUGAUGGCGGACAUCACAGAACAACAAGAAGUGGCUCAAGAAAUCUCAGAUGUUAUUUCCAGGCCCAUCGGUUUCGGAGAUGAGUUCGACGAGGAUGAGCUCAUGGCCGAGCUGGAGGAGCUGGAACAAGAAGAGCUGGACAAAAACCUUCUGGAAAUCGAAGGAACCGAGGACGUUCCUCUACCCAGCGUACCGUCUACAUCACUACCAUCCAGACCAGCCAAGAAGAAGGAGGAAGAAGACGAGGACGACAUGGCCGACCUCGAGGCCUGGGCGGCUAACUAAGCUAGCUUGCCCUGCUAGCUAGCUAGUGCCCCUCUCCUGUCUGUCUCUGGGCUACCAGGCUGCUCCCAGACCUCUGGAAGAGAGACAGGGACUAUGGGCUGCUGAGCUGACUGCAGGCAUGCUGCUCUCUCUUAAAGCCUACGUCCCAAUAUCUAACCACACCCCAAACCUAAAGUAUGCACUUGUGACUUCAAAUUAAAUGAACCCAGGCUUUUCUCUUCUUUUGAUUAAUGUCCCAGUCAGAUCCCUUUUGUUCCAGCUGUACACUGCUCAGUUUUCUGCAGGGCGUAGAGUAUGGAAAGCAUAUGUCAUGCCCCCAACAGCCCAAAUCAAAGUUCUCUUUUUGAGUACAUGAAUGCACACUUUGGGCAGGAGAGUGCAAGUGCAUACUUCUAGGCAAGGGUGUGAGGAGGAACAGGACGAGGAAUGUGAAGAAUCAACCGAUGCGUGGGGGAAACAGCAACAACAGAAAGACAACAUGAUUGAGCCAUUUCUCUGCUUCCUGCGUUGUCAUCUCUCUGCUCUUCUACAACGAUGACGACAACCCAUCUGCUACAUCUCAGCAGCAGCAAAAAAAUAAAAAAAGGAUUGAAAUAUGA